Halteromyces radiatus is the source of this 2232-nucleotide messenger RNA. RefSeq names its product 70 kDa heat shock protein 3. The record is from RefSeq and is a predicted model, not a curated record. Gene Ontology annotation, biological process: protein refolding; vesicle-mediated transport; cellular response to unfolded protein. The transcript has a single exon. Bases 45 to 1958 code for a protein of 637 amino acids. Lineage: Eukaryota; Fungi; Mucoromycota; Mucoromycetes; Mucorales; Cunninghamellaceae. Gene Ontology annotation, molecular function: ATP binding; ATP hydrolysis activity; heat shock protein binding. Gene Ontology annotation, cellular component: nucleus; plasma membrane; cytosol.
CUUUCAACUCACAACUCUAUUAUCUCUAUUUUUCUCAACAAACAAUGACAAAAGCAAUUGGUAUUGAUCUUGGAACAACAUAUUCUUGUGUAGGAGUCUGGCAAAAUGACCGUGUAGAAAUCAUUGCAAAUGAUCAAGGCAACCGUACUACUCCUUCCUUUGUGGCCUUUACUGAUACAGAAAGACUUAUAGGCGAUGCAGCCAAAAACCAAGCAGCUCUUAAUGUUGGCUCCACAGUAUAUGAUGCUAAGCGACUUAUUGGACGACGAUUCAAGGAUGAAGAAGUACAAUCAGAUAUGAAGCAUUGGUCAUUCAAAGUGGUGGAAAAGGAAACCAAACCGGUGAUUCAAGUGGAAUAUAAAGGUGAAACCAAACUUUUUACUCCUGAAGAAAUCUCUUCCAUGGUUUUGGUCAAGAUGCGUGAAACUGCAGAAGCUUAUCUUGGUACCAAAGUCGACAAUGCAGUGAUCACUGUGCCAGCAUAUUUUAAUGAUUCUCAACGACAAGCAACAAAAGAUGCAGGUAUGAUUGCUGGAUUGAAUGUAUUACGUAUCGUCAACGAACCUACAGCAGCCGCUAUUGCUUAUGGUCUGGACAAACAAGACUCUUCUUCUGGUGGAAAACUCAGUGAACGCAAUGUUCUUAUCUUUGAUUUGGGUGGUGGUACUUUUGAUGUUUCUCUUUUGACCAUUGAUGAUGGUGUGUUUGAAGUCAAGGCAACGGCUGGGGAUACUCAUCUUGGUGGUGAAGAUUUUGACAAUCGAUUGGUGGCUCAUUUUAUUCAAGAAUUCAAGCGCAAAUAUAAAAAGGAUAUUUCUGGUAAUGCUCGAUCAGUCCGACGUCUACGUACAGCUUGUGAACGUGCCAAGAGAACAUUAUCAUCAGCAGCUCAAACAUCAUUGGAAAUCGAUUCUCUAUUUGAAGGUAUUGACUACUACACUUCUUUGACACGUGCCCGGUUUGAAGAAUUGAAUCAAGAUCUGUUCCGUUCUACUUUGGAACCAGUGGAAAGAGUACUUCGUGAUGCCAAGAUGGAUAAGGGCCAAGUGCAUGAUAUUGUUCUGGUUGGUGGAUCAACACGUAUUCCUAAAAUUCAAAAAAUGGUAUCUGAUUUCUUCAAUGGCAAAGAACCCAACAAAUCAAUCAAUCCUGAUGAAGCAGUGGCUUAUGGUGCAGCAGUACAAGCAGCUAUCUUGACAGGUGAUACUUCGGAAAAGACUGAUUCUUUACUUUUAUUGGAUGUGGCUCCUUUGUCUCUUGGUAUUGAAACAGCAGGUGGUGUGAUGACUCCUUUAAUCAAACGUAACACUCCUAUCCCAGCUAAGAAAUCAGAAACUUUCUCGACCUAUGCUGAUAAUCAACCAGGUGUAUUGAUCCAAGUAUAUGAAGGUGAACGUGUACGAACAAAAGAUAAUAGUAUUUUGGGCAAAUUUGAACUCUCUGGUAUUCCUCCUGCUCCUCGUGGUGUACCACAAGUAGAAGUGACAUUUGAUUUAGAUGCCAAUGGUAUUUUGAACGUUAGUGCUUUGGAAAAAUCCACUGGUAAAGCCAACAAGAUCACUAUUACUAAUGACAAGGGUCGACUCUCCAAGGAAGAAAUUGAACGUAUGGUCAAUGAUGCUGAAAAAUACAAGGCAGAAGACGAAGAAGCAGCAGCUCGUAUCAAAUCUCGCAAUGAUCUAGAAUCUUAUUCCUAUCAACUUCGAAACUCACUUCAAGACGAUGCCAUUAAACUACCAGUCGAUGACAAGCAAAAGUUAUCUCAACAUGUUGAUGAAACAAUUCAAUGGUUAGAUGCCUCUCAACAAGCUUCCAAGGAAGAAUACGAAUCACGAAUGAAGGAAUUACAAGAUAUCGUAAACCCUAUCAUGUCCAAAUUCUAUCAACAACAACAACACACUGAUGCCUCUUCUCAUGAUGGUCAAUCGGAUGGUCCUACAGUUGAAGAAGUGGACUGAAAAAAAAAGGUGUAGGUUUAGGUAGUCGGGUUUUAUUAUGUUAUAUCGUAUUAUUUUGUUAUUAUUAUUAUUAUUCUUAUUAUUUGUUGAUAUUCUGUAUUAUAUAUUAUUGAAAUAAAUUUUAUAUUCUUUUUUUUUUAUCUUGGACGUUGAACUGGAUGAUUGGAUGAAUGACUGAUAAGAUGAUGCAAAAGUAAGGAUGAAGUUACUUGGGUGUACCUCUUAACGACACAAAGAUAAAAUUUAUUUACUACCAAAAAAAAAAAAUCAUAAU